Molecule: messenger RNA, 2326 nt
Organism: Phanerochaete carnosa HHB-10118-sp
Lineage: Eukaryota; Fungi; Basidiomycota; Agaricomycetes; Polyporales; Phanerochaetaceae
Exons: 14
Coding region: 1-2217 (738 amino acids)
Molecular function (GO): heme binding; iron ion binding; monooxygenase activity
Source: RefSeq, a predicted model, not a curated record
AUGCCCCAGCGACUAACGGUCGUUCCGGGAGGCCAUGCGGACUGGUUGCAGUCGUCCCUCGUCGUCGCCCACGUUUCUCUCAAGAUGGAGAUCACGCGGCAGAGCGAUGACGGCGAGGAGACAGCGAAACUGGUCCAGGUGGGUGAGCUUUCUGCAUCCGACUCUGCGGAAUCCUCCGCCCCUGGUCUUCAUUCGCUGUCGUGUGAUUCUGGCUGGGAGGAGGCCGUCCCAACUCGGUGUACCAUGCAUGGUCACGGUAGCGCUUGUAUAUUCGGUUUAAAGCUUUCAAGGGGCGGCUAUCUCCGCGCCACGAGGCCGUCGGACCGCCAUCAGACGGGCCCGGUCCCGACUCUUCCCGCGAUCCAUCAGACCAUCAAUGGCCAGUACCAGCCUGCGGCGUUCUUCCGGCAGCUCCAUGGGCCUUCUGUCGGCGCCGACAAGCCUCCGGACCUGAUUCUCACGCAUGCGCAGAACCGCGGUGUCGCAGCUGUACUUCCUUAUCUGUCACUCAGCAAGCAUCAGUCUACGCUCCACUUCUAUUCGACAUGCAGCUCGGUCCUCGUACCAUCUUCUUUGUCGGCAGUCGCUCACAGCGCCUCGGACCUUGCCGUGCUCGGCUGCGCCUUGUCUGGUUUGGCGGCUGCCUGGGUGGUGUUUGCCGCCUGGACGCGACCGCGCCGUCGGUACCCUCCCGGGCCGAAAGGCCUGCCUGUCCUCGGCAACAUCUUCGACGUGCCCCUCGAGAACGGCUGGCUCGUGUUCCGGGACUGGGCGCACCGGUACGGCUCCGAUAUCGUCCAUGUCGAGGCCCUCGGCAAGCACGUCUGUGUCGUGAACAGCGCAAAGGCUGCCAAGGACCUGUUCGACGGACGGCCCCACAUAUACUCUGACAAAGAACAGUCUGUCAUGGCCCAGGAACUGUCCGGGUGGGAUCGUGCGUGGGCGCUGAGCCCGUACGGAGACGCCUGGAGAGAGUACCGCAGGCUCUUCCACCACCAUUUCCGUCCCAUGGCCGUCCCACAGUACCACCACAAGCAGACAAAGGCGGUCCGGAGGCUGCUGCACCUCCUUCUCGACACGCCGGACGAUUUCAUGAAGCACAUCCGUUACGCGGCAGGCGUCGCGAUUCUCGAUGUCACAUACGCCAUCGACGCACUGCCCGGCGACCCCCGCAUCGAACUGGUAGAAGCCGCCGUGAACACGUUUGGCAAGCUCGUGGGCGCAGGCGUGUAUCUCGUCGACAUUUUCCCAAUCUUAAAGCACGUCCCGGCGUGGUUCCCGGGCGCACAGUUCAAGCGUGACGCCGCCGAGUACAAGAAGCUGGUAGACGGCAUGUACGAGAUGCCGUACCGUCAGUUCAAGGCUGCGCUGAAGGAGGGGCGCGCCCAGCCGUGCUUCACGGGGUCGCUGCUCGCCGAGGCCGCCGACUCGACGGACACACCGGAGCUCGACGAGUUCUUCACGAACCUCACGGGGACGGCUUACGCAGGCGAGCACAAACCCCCCCCACACUGUAGCACAACGGUCGUGACGCUCACCACGUUCAUCUACGCCAUGGUCCUGCACCCCGAGGCCCAGGUGCUUGUCCAGGAGGAGCUCGACCGUGUCGUCGGCCGCGAUCGCCUGCCCGAGAUGGCAGACCAAGACGCGCUUCCGCGCGUGACUGCACUGAUCCAGGAGGUCUUGAGGUGUGUGGCAUCCCCCCUUGCCGUUGGGUUCGUCCCCGCUUUCCGCUUCGGAUACCUACUAUCGCCUGACGCCAUCGAUCUCUUUUUAGCAACUCGACACCGCGCUGUCACCGACGACGAGUACAACGGCUGCCACAUCCCAGCGGGCUCUGUGGUCAUAGGCAACUCAUGGGCGAUCCUUCACGACGAGGAGACGUACCCGGACCCUCACCGCUUCGACCCAACCCGCUUCCUCACCACAGACGGGCCAGCGCUGCUGCGCGCCGACGUCCCGUUCCCGGCGGAAGCGUUCGGCUUCGGCCGGCGGACGUGUCCCGGCCGCCCCUUUGUCCUCGACAUGCUGUUCCUGGCCGUGUCGAAACGUGCUCGCGGCGUUCACCGUGGAGAGGGCCGUGGACGGGCGCGGCAGGGCUGUCGCGGUCGAGGAGGGGUUCACCCCGCAGGUGCUCAGCCUUUCAAGGCGCGCUUCAGGCCGCGGUUCUCGGGGGCGGAGGAGCUCGUACGAUCGGCUGCUCUGGCAGAUCUGUAGUAGCAGUGUUGUCAAUUGGGAGCGAUGACGCCGUGGGUUCCAUGGCGUGGAAAUUUCUCCAAGUUUCGGCCCCUCUCUGUGAGAAUCUCAGGCAUCGUGGAAAGGUCAA